GAUAUCCGCCUCCGGGUUCGUGCUGAAUACUGCCAGCAUGAGUCUGCCCUUCAGGGCAACGUCUUCUCCAACAAGCAAGAGGCAGUGGAGCGACAGUUUGAGCGCUUCAACCAGGCAAACACUAUCCUCAAAUCCCGAGACUUGGGCUCCAUCAUCUGUGACAUCAAGUUCUCUGAGCUCACCUACUUGGAUGCCUUCUGGAGGGACUACAUCAAUGGAUCAUUGCUAGAGGCCCUCAAAGGGGUCUUCAUCACAGAUUCCUUAAAGCAGGCUGUGGGCCAUGAAGCUAUAAAACUGUUGGUCAAUGUUGACGAGGAGGACUAUCAGGCUGGUCGACGCAAACUGCUCCGCAAUUUGGUCACAAGUGGAGGGAGCCCACCAGGAGCUGGCAAAGACUGUGUAUCUUAGAAACUCUCUAGGUGGUAGUAUACGGGAGGAACGCUGCUGUGACACCCUCCCACCCCCAUAGAGUGAGAUGUGGUUGUUUGAGGUGCCUGAAGUGUAUGCCUGAAAGGAACUAAAGAACUUCAAGCCACCGUGUUGAUUCCUUGAGAGCGGAGGUCGUAUGGUAUCUACUCGGCACCCCUAAGCGUAGCAUGCGAGGUGACUGGGAACUAUUUUAGCAAAGAGAAGCAGGCGAUGCAUACAGGUUGACACUAAUUUAAAUGUUGAGCUGUAUGCUGAUUCAUAUGUGCAUUGAUAAUUUUUUGUUUCUGGUAUGUUAGCGCAUUGAAACACAUUUGUUAACUCUAAUGAUACUCUUCACCCCUUUUCAGAAGUGUAGUUAUUUUCAAUACAGGAAACAUGCUCAACACUGAGUUACUCCCAGUGGGAGUUGUACCUUAUUGUCAAACUGGUUCAUCUUUUUUCCAGAUUUCCCAUUGGAUUAACCCAAUGAGACAGUGUUCUGUAUGUUAUAGAAAGGCGCAGCUUGAAGUUGACUUAAAAUUAGUUUUUCUAUUUCUUUCAGCUUAUUAUGCUACUUUCCCAAGACUUUGCAGAGUUUCCUUGUCUGUAGAGUCUGUCUUUUGGCUCAUAUUUGAUCACUGUCUAUGUCAUUGUGUCUCGGCUUUGUUUUAACUAAGUUGUUUUACAACAUGGCUCCUUACCAGCAGCUGUGAUUCUGGCCUAAUUUGACAUUUCAGUUGUCCAGUCACUGCCAAUAUUUAAAACGUUGUGGAUCGUUCUAAUGUGUCAAUCUUAUCCAAUGAAACAUUGAGUCAUUGUCUGGUGUUUUAGUGUGCAUUUGCUAAUCAUUGCCAGUUUCAUUGUCAGCCUGUACCUCUGGUCCUCUGCUCACUCAGCCUCUCACUUGUGUUCACUCAUCAUAUAACACUGAACUUUUUUAAGUUUGAAAUAGCACUCAAUAACAAUUCAAUAGCAGGUAAAAAAAACUCGUCGUGCCUGUAGUAAGGUGCCAGAACAAAUCAAAAUAAUUCACAGGGCUUGUUUUUGUGAAAAUAUUUCACCCAGCUGUAGUUGAACUGCCACAUUAAAUCCUUAGCAGUCUUUUCUGUGGAUGUGUCACACCCCUCUGGUGGAUGAGAAUGGAGUUGAGUCCACGUACUUAAACUGUAGCUAAACCUCUAAGUUCUGCUAGCUCUCUCCCUCCCAGCAAAUAAAAAAUGCAGCAGAGAGAAUCAAGUAUGGGGCGUGGCCUUGUGGCUACAAAGUGUAUGACACAAGCCACUGCUCUCAGACUUUCUGUGUCCGUGCUGAAAACACAGUCACUAAAAGCAAAUUAGCUUGUAAAAGUUUCUGUGUGCUACCUGUGUUGUAACGUUAGUAGCGGCAAGCGGCUGAGACAUGCUAACUCUCUGUCUCUGUCUGUCAGGCUACGUAGUAGGCCACAGUCUGCAGAUUGAGAUGUUGCUUUCAUAGGAGUGGGUGGGGAGGAGGGAGCAGCUGGUAAUGAAAAGCUGCUACGUCACCUGCCUCCAGAUCAGCCAAUAGUGAAAUUGCAAUAUGUCGAAUUCAAAUGGUUUGCACAAAAAUGUCCAGAUUUGGACCUGAAUCAGUCGAUCAACACUACUAAAUAUCCAUACACAUAGGAUUUCAGCUAAAAACCUUAAGUGGUUUAGGGAUUAAUUACUCUUUAAAAAGCAGUACAAGCAGGCGUUGCAAUCACUUCCUCACGGCCUGACGGCUUGUUGCACGGAAAGUAUCUUUCUCUCUAAGGAGGUGUGGCAUCUCCACAGGCAUCCAGCAACCGAACUGGGGAUUGUUUUGUUAAAGGCUUUGAAACAGGAAAAAAUAGUACUGUGCAGGCCAACAUAAUAGUAAGGUAUAUAGCAUGUAAAUCCUAUAUACCUUACCACAGUUUAGCGCAGAUCUUAAACAGUGAUAUGCUUCUAGUGGCAGAAGACAAUGUUUACAGUGUCGUCUUAAACUGGCCAAAAUGUGAGUAUGUCGAAUAUGUCUGGGAAAGUGUGUGUGUG
Messenger RNA from Morone saxatilis (striped sea-bass), 2438 nucleotides. RefSeq names its product death effector domain-containing protein-like. NCBI's taxonomy places the organism in Eukaryota, Metazoa, Chordata, Actinopteri, Moronidae. Gene Ontology annotation, biological process: extrinsic apoptotic signaling pathway via death domain receptors; regulation of apoptotic process; apoptotic process. Gene Ontology annotation, molecular function: protein binding; DNA binding. The record is from RefSeq and is a predicted model, not a curated record. Gene Ontology annotation, cellular component: nucleolus.